GAAACUGAGGCCUAUUUUGAAGCGAAAGACAAAUCAUUCUACAAAAAUGGUAUCGAAAAGUUGGAAGAUCGCAAGUACAAGAAAGCAAAGAACAGCAUAUGGAUAAUGUUGAGAAUUUUUUGAAAGAAUGUUUUGACGCAAAAACUGUACCUACUUCCUUAACUGAAUUCUUGAAAUACAUAAACAAAUUAUCCUUUGAUGAAAAACCUAACUAUGAAAAGAUAAAAAAGAUGUUUGUCAAAGAAAUUGAAAAGAACGAUGAUAAAUUAACAACACCUCUGGUUUUCAAAAAUGGAAGACAAAUAUCUCCUAAAAGGAAACCUGAACAGAAGGAAUCCACCGCUAAAAAAUUGAAAAAGGAUGAAGAAGAAUCUGAUGAAGAGACUGAGCUUGAAAAUGUAGAUAAGAAGACAGUAAAAAAAGUUGUAAGAUCUAGAAAAACUACAGCAAAACAAACAGAAACUGAGGCCUAUUUUGAAGCGAAAGACAAAUUGUACUACAAGAAUGAUAUCGAAAAGUUGGAAGAUCGCUAUAAUCACUGUGUCGCCCUCGAAGCAGGCAACUAUGUUGAAUAAUAAAAUCGA
This is a messenger RNA of Harmonia axyridis, 584 nucleotides long. Its product is annotated as serine/threonine-protein kinase VRK1-like. The coding region runs from base 99 to 575 and encodes 158 amino acids. Lineage: Eukaryota; Metazoa; Arthropoda; Insecta; Coleoptera; Coccinellidae. The record is from RefSeq and is a predicted model, not a curated record. The transcript has 3 exons.